AUGGACUCGCAGCUCAAAUUGCAGGGUGUGGAUUUAAGACUGAAGCCACACAUACAUAGGAACGCCUCCAAGGGAAUUAAAAAUAAGUUGAUGAAUCUGUUAAGACGUGAUGAAGGCGAUCAUGUCAACCUCGAAACCCCCCAUGGGGCAAACAAAAUCCUUUGCUGCUGCUGCGAAAGCUACCAAGAUGUGCAGGACAGCCUUUGCUGCUACAACAACAUCAGCAAAAUUAAAACUUAUAUAUGCAAAGAUUGCUCUGUUUUGAAGGACCAAGAGGAUGAGGCACAUUUGGCAUUUCUUAAGGAGCAAGUCGCUUUGGAGAGAGCACACCGGCAUGCUUUCGGUGAAGCAAGCAGAAAUGUCCUAAUCACGUCCAACUGUGUCCCCACUACUGCUACUUCCGUUGUGGGGACAGAUUUAAAGACCAAAAGAUGUAGAACCCUUUACCUGAACAGUGCAGAACGGGUUAAGCACUACGAUGAUAUGGGGCAGUUUCUAUACGGACGUGUGAUGGGGAGAAACCACACGAGGGGUAGUAUGGAAGCCGAACCGAUGGACCAUAGCUUUGUUGAAGAAUUCGUGGAGAAGCACACCUCCAGGAAUCUUUCCCUCCAUUGCGGAAAUCUAAGUCAUAUGAAGAAAGCCGGUGUGGCACAAGACACAAGUGCAGCAUACAUACCUAACAGAGUGAACAACCCCCUUCAAUAUUAUUCUGCUCAAAUGGGAAAAAAUGAGCAAGUCCACCUUAAUGCUUCAAAUGGGAUGAAACAUAGUCACAGUGCUUGUAAGCAGAAUUUGAGGGGUAACCAUUCGGAUGCUAGCCAGCUUCGGCAGGGCGUGCAUGUAAACAUAGAUAUGUAUGCUGCUGGAGAGCUGUUCAAUGGAGUGGAGAAUCACCAGGAUAAGGAUCCUCCGCGUGGAAGCUGUGACAACUUACAUAACGCCCAUUCAAAAUUAAAGGGAAAAGAAAAUCGGAGCAAAUUUCACAUAUAUGACGACAAUAUGGGGGAUGAAGUUCACCAGAGAAGCAGCAAAUUAACUGAUCAUGCAGGGGUAGGUUCUCGGGAGGUGAACAACCCCCGCGGGAGUUACCAUAAUGGAGGUGUGCCGUUUAGAUGCCAUCCACCGAGUAACAAAUGCAUGAGUAUGCUAUACUCAUACAACGGGACGAGUAGCAACAAUUGUAUGAGGAUAAAAAUCGACCACGUUUUUAGCGAAAAAUUGUGA
This is a messenger RNA of Plasmodium inui San Antonio 1, 1227 nucleotides long. RefSeq lists its product as hypothetical. Lineage: Eukaryota; Apicomplexa; Aconoidasida; Haemosporida; Plasmodiidae. The record is from RefSeq and is a predicted model, not a curated record. The transcript has 3 exons. The coding region runs from base 1 to 1227 and encodes 408 amino acids.